AUGGAUAUGUGCGUGGAUGUUGUCGAAAAGCAGAAGCGACGAUGGGACCAAGUUAGAGGAGCUCUCACCCAACUGGCCAGACGCACUGACUCUUCGGAGGCAGUUCGAAUAGUCGACGGUCUUGUGGCGGAUCUCGGUGAUACUCUGAAUGCCGAGUCGGGGAUCGUUCGUCUGAGCCGGAAGGUGAAAAGCCUCGAGACUGAGCUGACUGUGACCAAGAUAGAGCUGGCCAACAGAACUAAGGAAUGCGAAAUGCUACAGCGACGGGUUAAUACGAAUGCCCACAGGUACGAGCAGUUGUCCAAGAACGUCGAUACAUUGCAGCGUGAAAUCGCUAUUGCGACCAAGGAACGGAAAGCAGCACAAGGGAGUAAGACCCAGCUCAACACCGCCCUCCCAGACGAUAAAGGCGCCCAUGCAAAGCGGGCCCGCUACCUCUCUAAUCAGCUGGCCCUCACUAUGCAACAACUGACAGCACUUGAGAGGCAGAAGAAAUGGUGGAUGGCGAAGAGUGCGGUUCUGGAAGCAGAGACUAUGUCACUUAUCACCUAUCAUCAAAAGGCUCCGAUAGCACUCAUGAACGACGAUGCCCGGUCGAAGCUCAUUCAGCUCGUGUGGAAAGUUAUGAACGAGAACCCGCUGGAGAAUGGAUAUAGUUUUGUGAAUACGGCGUCCCAGUUGAAGAGUAUGCUGGGCGAGGCCUUCGGUAAAAAGGUGACGAAGUUACCUCAGAUUCCGCCGUAUCGUCAGCGCGGUGCAACAAUGAUCACAACAUUCACGGCCAACCGCUUGCCUAUUCCGAAGGGUUAUAUGGUUUUGUCCCAAGAACAGACUGAUUUCCUAACAAUGAGCAUAAGUUGCGAAGCGCUCGACUGUGAUCGCGGCUCGCUGUGGGUAGUCGAUGCAAGGCAGAAUGUCAUGUGGACAUACGUGCAGAACGCGUAUGGGAAUGAAUUCACGAAGCUGGAGAUGGAAUUGCCGAAGCGUGGUACUGACCCCUAUGCGGAGAAUAUUGGUCUGGUGGCGAGCGCUUACCUUUUGAAGCAACCCAUAAGUAUAUACAAUGCAUAUGAGGACAAGCGAUUCAAUAGCAGUGCCAAUGUGAUCGAUACCAAGGUUCAAGUAGUAAACAAACGUCGUGAACCAGUCUUCGACCAAGACGAUGAAGCCCUUUUGAAGAACAUCGCGGUCCUCGGGCUGGAGAUGAUCAUGGUAUUCGAGAAGUCGGCCGUAAGUGGAUUCUCGAUGAAGCGUCAGAGUUAUCUGCUGCAAUUCGCUACUGAGAUCAUGCAGUACUGUGCAGACCCGAAUACGUUGCUGGGGCUGUUAACAUUGUAUAUGAAUGAGCUAUUCCGAGCAAAGAAGGUCGCUCUUCAUAUCGUUGUCGGUGACAUGACUGCGCAAAUUGUGCACGGUGGAGCUCAGCCUAAGAAUACACAUGGGAGUCCGACGCCUACACGUGUUAUUCCGGAUCAGAAACAGUUGGAGAAAAACUUGAAACCACACCUUGGUGAAAUGACAGGAAUUGUGGGAGAGACGGUGAACUCGAAGAGCCCGCUUACGUUCUCCUUCCCGGCUGGUGAUGAGCUCAAGUCAGCCGCAGCGAAACAUGAUCCGCUCAGGGGAAUCUAUGAUGAAUCGGUCGACCUGUCACCACCUGAUAAUAAUGAUCUUUAUGCACGUAGGGAUAGUCAAAAGAAAAGAUAUGUGCUUCAUUCGUAUCCUUUGUUCGACAAGAGAUCUGUCACGGCAGUUCUCCAAUUCGUGUGUGUUGAUGGCAAGAAAACUAGCUUUGGAAAUGACGAGGAAUUCGACCCCUAUAAUGUUAGCCAUACUAAGGUUUUGAAACAGAUAUGCAACUACAUUGUUGUUGUGAUGAGAGAUUGGUACACUUCAGCUGAGCGUAAGGAUCUUCAUGAACGCUGGGCUAAGGCUGCGAGGACCAAGAGCCCUGCAGAUAUAGCGAUGGCUGCAUUUAUUCUCGGGAAGUAUAACAACAAUGUUGGGGGCGCAAAUUCUGAAAAAGCUGUCAACGGGGGUACUGGAGUGAGGAAAAGCUCACGAGAGGAGGGGCAGAAGGCUCCUUCUGGUAAGGCUCAAGGUGGAGGGUCGCUGUGGGGACUCACAGAAGGGGAGAGGCAGAGCGAUUGGAAAAACGCCGAACCUGGAUGGGAAGUGCGCAAUUUGUCUACGAUCUACCAAGCGUCGUUUGAGGCGGGUCUUAUCAGCGCUCAGGACCUUAUGAGCAUGAUGAGCUCAUCAUGA
Molecule: messenger RNA, 2265 nt
Organism: Perkinsus marinus ATCC 50983
Lineage: Eukaryota; Perkinsozoa; Perkinsida; Perkinsidae
Exons: 23
Coding region: 1-2265 (754 amino acids)
Source: RefSeq, a predicted model, not a curated record